Messenger RNA from Homarus americanus (American lobster), 2361 nucleotides. It is a transcript of the gene mldr, whose product is annotated as mitochondrial ribonuclease P catalytic subunit-like. Gene Ontology annotation, cellular component: mitochondrial ribonuclease P complex; mitochondrion. Gene Ontology annotation, molecular function: protein binding; ribonuclease P activity. Lineage: Eukaryota; Metazoa; Arthropoda; Malacostraca; Decapoda; Nephropidae. Bases 169 to 2169 code for a protein of 666 amino acids. The transcript is spliced from 10 exons. Gene Ontology annotation, biological process: mitochondrial tRNA 5'-end processing; tRNA 5'-leader removal. The record is from RefSeq and is a predicted model, not a curated record.
AGCUCGGCUCGGUCACGGAGUCGCGGGUUUACUGAGUGACGCACACCAAUGUUUUGAUCUGAGACUCAGGUUCCCACGAGUCCGAGGUACUGUGUAUUGUUCUCACUGAAGCGGUGAGUACAAGUGUGUCGAGUGUUGUAAAGAAAGUUAACAGGUAUGUGACGAGAGAUGGCUCUUCUACAAUAUUUACAGCAUGGAAAACUCCUCUGGUCAACCAGCAAACAUGUUGGAGGUUUAAUGUUCACCUGUCGUAUGUUGUCAUGUCAUUCAGCUGUUAAAUUGUUGAAAAUUAAUUUUUCAAAUAAAAAUUAUGUAACAUAUUUUUCUUUACAAACUUUGAGUAGAGCCUUGACUAGCAUAAAUUGUCAAGCAAUAUCAAAAAGUAGAUACUCAAGUAAAUCAAGAAUAGACAAUGAUGAGAAUGAAGAUAUGGAAGAUGAUAGUGAAGGAGAAACCACAGAACUUGCUGAUAUAUUUGAGAACAAAGUGGAAAUGUCAAGUAGUGAGUGGAAGGAUGUAAUAGAAUUGGUGUCUCAGAAGACCCCUUGGAUGAAUGCUAAGAGUUGUGAUGCUCUUAUGAUAAGGCGGUGCCAGUCAUACCAAAAUUAUCCUCUUGCAACGUCUUACUUGGACCACAUAAAGCGAGAGGGACGAGAGAUAAACCUGGCCACCCUCGGGGCAUACCUCCAACUCUGUGGGCAAACAGUCGACCAGUGUGGUGAGGAAAGGAUACUGCAAGUUUACAAGCAACUAACUAGUCAGGUUAAGGUGAUGGACUCCAAAUUGAGCAAAAGUGCUAUCCUGGGAUUAACAUCAACAAAGGAGUGGAGGCAGUCAUUUACACACCUCCCCAUAAUCAGGAGAAUGUCACAGGUGUGUCAUCUUACAUACAGCGCCAUUAUUGCUGCUGCAUUCAGGAAUGGUGACUACGACACUGGGUGGGAAUACAUGGAGACCAUGUGGAAGGAGGGAAAGGAGCCUCAAGAUAAGGUGUUCUUGGAGUGGGUCAGACAAUGUGGUGGUGCUGAGAAGACUGAAGAAAAGAUGGCAUUGGCAAAUAUUCUGUUUCGCUACCUUUGCACUUUUGAAAUUUUUCCUCAGUUACCUGUUAUUGAAGAGAUAGCUAAAUUAUUUAAAGACAGCUUGGGAUGGUCUAGUCACUAUGUGAAGUUGUCCUCAAGGGGAAGGUGUCCAGCAUGUAGAGAGGAAUUAGAAUGUCUAGGAGUUGAUGAAGAGGAGUUUAAGCAAUUACAGGAAGAAUUUGUUCCUCGAGUACUCCAUAGGUCAGAUAUUUUUAUUUCAAGUAGUCCCAAGGAAUGGGCUGAUUUUCGGGAUUUUGUAGAAGAGCAGAGACCUUUCACAACUGUAGUGGAUGGCCUAAAUGUGGCCUAUGCUUGUGGUAAUAAACCACCAAGAGUCCGUCUGCAAUUGCUGAGAGAUGUUGUAAAGCAAGUUUGCCGGAGAAACCCUAAUGGCCGUGUGUUAGUGAUUGGACGAGAGCACAUGAAGAGCUGGUCACCUCAGAAUUUAUUUAGAAACCAGCAAGCUGUGAGCUUGUAUACCCUUAAUAAUAUGACAAGAGAUGAUGGAUUCUUCAUUUAUGCAGCUCUUCAGUCUGGAUUUGGAACUAAUUUCAUAACAAGUGACAUGCUCCGGGAUCACCUGUUCCGACUGGAGCAGGUACCUCUAAGAGAGACUUUCCGACGCUGGCAGAGAUUGCAUCAAAUAAUGGUCAUCAAAACACACAUUGGAUUUCACCUUUUGGAUCCAGCAGCAUUUAGCACCACCGCCCAGCAGGGAAAAGGUGGCUGGCACAUACCUUAUGAUGAUGGGACUCCUCAUCAGUCUUACCAGGUACCCAGGACUUGGCUAUGUCUACAGUCAACUUUACCACAGAGAAAAAGGCAAUACUUUCAGCCUGAAAAUUCUAAUGAUGAUAAAUUCGAAGACCUUUCUUUUGAAUAUAAGGGUAAUAAGUCUAGAAGGACCAACUUAGAUCAGAAAGAAAGUAAAUGGUCAUCAGAAUUGAGAAUAUCAUCUAGUGAUACAAACUUGGAGUUCACACGAAAACACAGCAGACCUUGGAGAAAAAAUACAGGAAGGAUUGAUGUAAAAAAAAUUAAUGUAUCCACUCUGGCAGAUAUAUUAAAUACUAAUAAUAAAGAAUAAAAAAAAAAUACUUUCUGGUGAUAUAGUACUGUAUAUACUAGACUGAAAAAAUACAUGUAUUGUUCUGUAUAGACAAAGGUUUUUGUAGAUUACAUAAUGAAAAUUUGUAGGAAGGUAUAUGUAUCCUUCUCCCAUUUAUUGUACUUGGACUAUAUGUACAGGUGGCUCAUGCUUUAUAAAAAUUCACACUUA